UAAUUUCAGUCACGUGAUCACUCAGUCGCAGCGAAAUUGGACUUUGACGGUCGUUCUGUCGACAUUCUAAGAUAUUUAUUAUUAUCUCGAGAUAUUAAGUUUAUCUGCCGUAUCAGUAACUCAAGGAGUAGACUAUACCACCAGCGGAUCAAUUCGGAUUCAGAGUUCCGGCUCGCCUGUCGUCUACCGUGAGGUAUAGUAAUUAUUAUUAUAACAAUGCCUAGAAAAGUGUACGUCGUUGGCGUCGGGAUGACGAACUUCGUCAAGCCCUCUACCGGAGGUGACUAUCCCGACUUCGGCAAGGAAGCGGUGUUAGAGGCCCUGGCUGACGCUCGUAUUAAAUACGACGACAUUCAACAGGCGGUCUGCGGCUAUGUGUUCGGUGACUCGACCUGCGGACAGCGCGUGCUGUAUCAGGUCGGAAUGACCGGUAUUCCCAUCUACAAUGUUAAUAACAACUGCUCCACAGGCUCAAAUGCAUUGUUUUUAUCGAAACAGCUUAUUGAAGGAGGCAUGUGUGAUGUAGCACUUGCCGUAGGAUUCGAGAAAAUGGCUCCCGGUGCUUUGGGAGGUGGUCAUUUCGAUGACAGAACCAACCCAAUGGACAGGCACACACUUAAAAUGGCAGAAAUUGCUGAUUUAACAGGAGCUCCCAUUACAGCACAAUACUUUGGUAAUGCUGCCAUAGAGCACAUGAAAAAAUAUGGAACGACAGAGCUCCAUCUAGCUAAAAUUGCAGCCAAAAAUCACCGUCAUGGAGUUAAAAAUCCGAGGGCUCAAGGCAAAAGAGAAUAUACAGUAGAAGAAAUUCUGAAUUCGAGAAAGAUUUACGGUCCUCUCACCAAACUGGAAUGCUGUCCGACCAGUGAUGGUGCAGGUGCAGCUGUCCUCAUGUCUGAAGAGGCUGUCAUCCGUUAUGGACUACAAGACAAAGCUGUAGAGAUAAUUGGAAUGGAGAUGGCAACUGACACUCCUGCUUUAUUUGAAGAGAACAGUCUGAUGAAAGUGGCCGGGUAUGACAUGACCAAAUUGGCUGCAAGCAAAUUGUAUGCCAAGACUGGAAUUUCACCAAAACAGGUAGAUGUUGUGGAACUCCAUGACUGCUUUGCUGCUAAUGAGAUGAUCACAUAUGAAGGCCUACAGCUAUGCGGUGAAGGUGAAGCAGGAAAAUUCAUUGAUUCAGGCAAUAACACUUAUGGAGGCCAAGUUGUAGUCAACCCAAGUGGUGGUUUGAUUGCUAAGGGUCAUCCUCUCGGAGCAACCGGCCUGGCCCAGUGUGCAGAACUCAACUGGCAAUUAAGAGGAGAGGCUGGAGAAAGACAGGUUCCACGCGCCCGGAUAGCGCUGCAACAUAACUUGGGUCUCGGGGGUGCUGUCGUCAUCACAAUGUACCGUAAAGGAUUCUCAAACGUGACGCCGAACAAUGUGGCCGCCGUCGCCGACAACCCGGAAGGCUUUAAGGUCUUCAAAUACAUGAAGAUCCUUGAAGAGGCCAUGCAAACCGACCAGGACAACUUGAUCGAGAAAGUGCGCGGGAUCUACGGUUUCAAGGUCAGAAACGGUCCAGACGGCGCCGAGGGUUACUGGGUCAUCAAUGCGAAAGAAGGCAAAGGGAAAGUCACCUACAACGGCUCUGAAAAACCCGACGUGACCUUCACGAUCAGCGACGAAGACGUGGCCGAUCUUAUAUCCGGGAAACUGAACCCUCAGAAGGCAUUCUUCCAAGGAAAGAUCAAGAUUCAGGGCAACAUGGGGCUGGCUAUGAAGCUAACUGAUUUGCAGCGCCAAGCCGCCGGCAGGAUCGAGACGAUCCGAUCUAAACUGUAAACGGAGUAGGUCCGCGGAUCUGAGUUGGUCGCGUACCAGCCACGAGAUAGUUAUACGGAAAGGUUACGGAACUAGGUUGAGGGCAUUUUAUACUCAUGAUUAGACGUACUCAGUUAAAUGAUAAGUGUUUUUAUUUUUUUAGUAAGAAAAAAAUAAAUAGAUCACAAAAUAUUUCACGAGUUCGAACUUGAAAGUGUAAUAAAUAGGUAAUGAAAGUUCGUUUCCAUAAGUAUUUGUUUUAAUAAAUGUUUAUUAAUAAUUACAUUAUUAUCAUUCCAGAGAUAUAUAUAUA
This is a messenger RNA of Bombyx mandarina (wild silkworm), 2119 nucleotides long. RefSeq names its product Sterol carrier protein X-related thiolase (gene ScpX). The record is from RefSeq and is a predicted model, not a curated record. NCBI's taxonomy places the organism in Eukaryota, Metazoa, Arthropoda, Insecta, Lepidoptera, Bombycidae. Gene Ontology annotation, molecular function: acyltransferase activity, transferring groups other than amino-acyl groups.